GUGAGUAAGACGGAGAGGCAGAGUGAGCUCCAUCUCUCUCUCUUACUUCCUGAGGCUGAUACUCAUGAACAGGACAACUUCAGUUCAGAGUUAAAGCUCAACCUCACCAAAAGAUGACUUCCCGUGUUCCCAUUCCCUGGUUCUUUGGAUUACUUCUACUGGUUCUCCGGUUCUGCUGCAGGCGCUCCUCUGCCUACGAACUGCUGGACGAUCGUGAUGGUCAUCGCUCCUUGGAUUUGACGGAGCUGAUCGGCGUUCCCCUCCCUCCUUCCGUAUCCUUCGUUACGGGCUUCGAGGGCUACCCCGCCUACAGCUUCGGACCAGACGCUAACGUGGGCCGCCUGACGAAGUCCUUCAUCCCAGAUCCGUUCUACAAUGACUUUGCCAUCACGGUCACGGCUAAACCCACAACACGGCGAGGAGGUGUGCUCUUCGCCAUCACAGACGCCUACCAGAAAAUCGUGCACUUAGGUGUAGCCUUGUCAGAAGUGGAGGAUGGUGCUCAGAGAGUCAUCCUGUACUACACCGACCCCGGAACGACAGGUGGAACCCAAGAAGCCGCUUCCUUCAAAAUGGGAGACAUGACAGGAAGAUGGGCGAGGUUUACGCUCACAGUUCAGGACACAGAGGUGCGUCUCUACAUGGACUGUGAGGAGUAUCACCGGGUCGCCUUCACCAGAAGCCCUCAGCCUCUGACCUUCGAGGCCAGCUCAGGGAUCUUUGUCGGGAACGCUGGAGGAACGGGUCUGGCGAGGUUUGUGGGCUCCAUCCAGCAGCUGGUUCUGAAGUCAGAUCCCACGGCCCCAGAUGACCAGUGUGAGGAGGAUGAUCCUUAUGCCUCAGGAUAUGGAAGUGGUGAUGAUGCAUAUGACGACCUUGAGGGAAUGGAUGAAGUGAAGAAGACUGUGGAGGAGAGAGAGUACAUGCCCCUCCCAGAGUUGGAGAACCUUCACAGCACUCCAGUCCCAGCUCCGCCCACUGAGGCGUCCUUCGACAAUGAUGAUGAAGAUGCAGCUGAAACCUCAGGACAGGAGAUGGAGAUGACCACAGUUAGAGUAAGAUCAGCAUACACUACUACUCCAGUCUCCACACCUGACACACCCAUCCUGAUGUCACCGGGGCAAAAGGGGGAGCGAGGUGAUCCAGGUCCAGCUGGUCCCCCAGGACCUCCUGGCCCACCAGGGCAAGCAUCAGAGGAGUGGAGGGUGUCUGGAGGGGAAGAAUUACCUGGACCCCGGGGUCCACAAGGGCAACCAGGAUCACCAGGCCUGCCCGGAGCUCCUGGGAAAGAUGGAGAGCGUGGAAGCAAAGGUGAAGCCGGCGUCCCAGGACAGACUGGGAUUCCAGGAUUCCCAGGUAUGCCUGGAGACCCUGGACCUAAAGGGGAAAAGGGUGAUACCGGUGUUGGACUGCCGGGUCCUCCAGGGCCUCCUGGACCUCCGGGACGACCCAGCAAGUCAUCUAUAAUCAUGGAGGGUUCAGGAUUUGAAGACUUCGAUAGCGAUGCAGAGAUUCUUAGAGGACCUCCUGGACCUCCGGGGCCCCCUGGUCAGCCAGGCCUUCCUGGACCCCCGAGCGAGGACCUGUUUCCGGGACCGCCUGGGGCUCCCGGAAGAGAUGGGAUAGAUGGAGAGAAGGGUGAACCUGGACUCCCUGGAGUCGAUGGAAAGGAUGGUGAUCCAGGGCCUGCAGGGGAGAAGGGAGACAAGGGAGAAAAUGGCAUGGGUGGACCACCAGGGCCAAAGGGAGAUCAGGGCCCACCAGGAUUCCCAGGCCUACCAGGAUCAGAUGGUUCAGAGGGGCAGCCUGGACCAAGGGGUCCACCUGGCCCUCCUGGUCCCCCUGGAAGGAGCUAUACCUUGGACUUUGAGGAUAUGGAAGGAUCUGAGCUGCAGAGUGGCUUUGGAGCUGUGCUGUCCAGAGGUCCUCAGGGUCCUGCAGGAAUUCCUGGACUUCCAGGACCAAAGGGUGAAGUUGGUUUAGUUGGCCCCCCAGGAAAGCCAGGUCAGAAGGGGGAGCCAGGUUUUACAGGACCACCAGGGUUUCCAGGAAUGGAAGGACUUAAAGGGGCAGAGGGGCAAAAAGGUGAUAAAGGGGACCUGGGACCAAAGGGAGAGGCAGGACGUGAUGGCAUCAGUCUACCUGGCCCUCCGGGACCACCCGGGCCUCCAGGACCCAUUAUCAACCUCCAGGAUCUUUUGCUUAAUGACACAGAUGGUGCCUUCAACUACUCAGGGAUUUUUGAAGCUCAGGGACCUGCUGGUCUAAAGGGUGACAUUGGGAUUCCAGGUGUUCAAGGACCUCCAGGACUGAAAGGUGAAAAAGGUGAACCAGGACUUGUCAUUGCAGCAGAUGGAUCCAUGAUGUCAGGUCUGGCUGGUCCCACGGGACCCAAAGGAGUCAAGGGAGAUAAUGGUGUUCCCGGAACUCCUGGAAUUACAGGACCUAUGGGACCACAAGGACCUAAGGGAGAAUUUGGCUUUCCGGGACGACCUGGUCGUCCAGGUCUGAUGGGACCUAAAGGAGAGAGGGGGGACUCUGUCGGGCAGCCGGGACCUCCGGGCCCUCCAGGACCACCAGGCCGACCAGGAAUCUUCAACUGCCCCAAAGGAACAGUGUUCCCCAUCCCUCCCAGACCCCACUGCAAAAUGGCUCUUAACCCGAAUGGAACCAUUGCAGCCGGCAACUGUCAGACGGGAUUAAAAGGAGAAAAGGGAGAUAGAGGCCUACCUGGACUACCGGCUCCACCAAACUCGUUUCUUCCAAGAGGAGGUUGGGGUAAACAGAGCAUCAAGGGAGAGAAGGGAGACAAAGGGGAUGCAGGGUUUCCUGGACAACCGGGUCCUCCUGGGAGACCUGGACCAGUGGGACCCAAGGGAGAGUCUGUGUUGGGUCCUCCAGGCCACCCUGGGGUUCCAGGAUCACCUGGUGUACCAGGCUAUGGCCGUCCUGGACCACCAGGGCCCCCGGGACUCCCUGGGCCCCCUUCAAGAUAUGGCCCAGCUAUAACCAUUGCUGGGCCCCCGGGACCUCCUGGACCACCUGGACCACCUGGAGCUUCAGGAAACGCUGCAUCUCUGAAAAUAUUUUCUACCCGUGACAAUAUGAUGCAGAACACCCUCAGGGACACGGAGGGGACUCUGUCUUUCGUCACUGGGACAGGAAGUCUCUUCAUCAAAGUGUCACAGGGUUGGAAAGAGAUACAGCUUGGCAGUCUGAUCUACCUCUCCAGUAACAUCAUUCCACAAGACGAGCCUCGAGUCGCAUAUCAGAUAAGAGGAGAUACAAUGGAGCGAGUGCGUUCAGUUAAAGAGAGGCUCAACCUGGUGGCCUUGAACCAACCCCACUCAGGCGACAUGAUGGGUCUAGACACUGCAGACCGUAUGUGCUACGACCAGGCCAAGGCCAUGGGCUUGGCUCCAAACUACCGUGCCUUCAUCUCUUCACAUAGACAAGACCUAGUCCAUGUGGUCUACCCCGGUUUCCGUGACACCCUGCCAGUUACCAACCUCAGGGGGGAUAUAAUGUUUAGAAACUGGCGAUCCAUUUUCAACGGCGACGGGGGGGCAAUCAAUACCAGGAUACCAAUCUAUUCCUUUGAUGGUCGCGAUGUUUUAGCUGACCCCUUCUGGCCACAGAAGAACAUCUGGCACGGCUCCACCAGCAGAGGUCACCGACUCGUCGACAAACACUGCGAGACGUGGCGAGCCGAUCACAUGUCUGUCAUGGGCCAGUCUUCAAGCCUGACCUCAGGCCUGCUCCUGGGUCAGCAGACGCGGAGCUGCUCAAACCAGUACAUCAUCCUUUGUAUUGAGACCCACAAAAACCUUUAAAACCUCCCAGAUGCCACUCCACUCGAGGAGCCCGUCCCUGCCACCGAAAUGUCAGAUGCUGCGGGGGAAAACAGAGCAGAUCUUUUGAUGUGGAAAAACUCUGGAUGUCAUUGUCAGCGCAGCACUGGUGCUACGUGUUUCACAAACAGACUACAUUAACACCCUUUCACGUUCUUUUGCAAAGAGGAUGUCGCUACUUGUUUCUCCUCUCACUCUACUCUGUUUUUUGAGAGAGAGGUUUGAAUGGCAGCAACAAACACAAACAGCCAAUAAGCAAAGUCAGCUAAUAUUGAUCGUAUGGAAGAGGGUUAUAAUGUUAGGAGCUGAUUUGAAUGCAAACCCUGGAUUUAAAAAAGGACUGUCCCAUUAUCGUGGAGUUCCUAUCAACUCCAACCUGGUGGCACAUAAAGGAAAACAAGCACAGAUGCUUAUGGAGCCAUACGUAUUCACAUCAGUAAUAAUACUAACAUCUGGAAGUGAAUGUGGUGAUGAUCAAUAAUGUUAAGUGAUACAUGCAGCACCUUUGUCGUCUAUCCCCGGCAACUGGAUUAAAUUGCAAGAUGCAUCUGUGUCACUUUGCGACUAGCAUACUGUAUGUUCGUAUUAGUGUUAGUGUCUUAAAGGUAACACAGAUGGAUUUGUCCAUAAAUAGAAGAAGAG
Sphaeramia orbicularis (orbiculate cardinalfish) is the source of this 4493-nucleotide messenger RNA. RefSeq names its product collagen alpha-1(XVIII) chain-like. Lineage: Eukaryota; Metazoa; Chordata; Actinopteri; Kurtiformes; Apogonidae. The transcript has 44 exons. The record is from RefSeq and is a predicted model, not a curated record. Gene Ontology annotation, molecular function: extracellular matrix structural constituent conferring tensile strength. Gene Ontology annotation, biological process: extracellular matrix organization. Bases 114 to 3833 code for a protein of 1239 amino acids.